AAUACACAGUGGUAGUGUGAUAGUCGAUAUAUAAAGGGGUGGAAGGGGUGCGUUGAAAAGCCUCUCUCGCGUUGCUGUCUCAUUUCUAACAAAUCUCAUCCUCCUUCGUCUCUCCUCUUAUUCCACCGCGCUUCCCGAGGCGAGUCCGACGCAGGAGUUUUUUGGCAGUAGAAAUGGCUGAGCAGCACCAGCUCCCAACUGUUUAUCAGAAAUUUGCUACUCAGUAUAAUUUUGGUUCCAGCCUUUCGCAAGAUGUUAAGAGUACCUAUGGAAGCUUUCCUAUGCAGAGGAGUCGUUUUGCUUAUGGUAACUAUACUGGUGCAGGAAUGCAGUACCCCAUGGCACGAACAUACCUAGCCACUCCGGACCUUCCUUCAGCUUAUUCAUCACCUGUCUUUGUCCAAGCACCAGCCGAGAAAGGUAUUGCAGGUUUUGCCAUUGAUUUUCUCAUGGGUGGAGUUUCAGCAGCUGUCUCCAAAACUGCUGCUGCUCCAAUUGAGCGUGUGAAACUCUUGAUCCAGAACCAAGAUGAAAUGCUCAAGACUGGUCGUCUUUCUGAACCUUACAAGGGUAUUGGAGAAUGUUUUAGCAGAACAAUUAAGGAAGAAGGCUUUGGCUCUCUGUGGAGAGGGAACACUGCUAAUGUCAUCCGUUACUUUCCUACACAGGCUUUGAACUUUGCAUUCAAGGAUUACUUCAAGAGUCUCUUCAAUUUUAAGAAGGAUCGUGACGGCUACUGGAAAUGGUUUGCUGGUAACUUGGGGUCUGGUGGUGCCGCUGGUGCUUCAUCGUUGCUCUUUGUCUAUUCCUUGGAUUAUGCUAGAACCCGUCUUGCAAAUGAUGCUAAGGCUGCAAAGAAGGGCGGAGAGAGGCAGUUUAAUGGAUUGGUUGAUGUUUACAAGAAGACUCUUGCAUCAGAUGGUAUUGCUGGGUUGUACCGUGGAUUCAACAUUUCAUGUGUUGGCAUCAUUGUGUACCGUGGUUUGUAUUUUGGAAUGUACGACUCACUGAAGCCAGUACUCCUCACUGGGAAGUUGCAGGAUAGUUUCUUUGCUAGCUUUGCUCUUGGUUGGGUGAUCACAAAUGGUGCUGGUCUUGCUUCGUACCCCAUUGAUACUGUACGUAGAAGAAUGAUGAUGACAUCUGGUGAAGCUGUGAAGUACAAGAGUUCCCUUGAUGCCUUCUCUCAGAUUCUUAAGAAUGAGGGACCCAAAUCACUGUUCAAGGGAGCUGGUGCCAACAUCCUCCGUGCAGUUGCAGGUGCUGGUGUGCUUGCUGGUUAUGACAAGCUUCAGGUAAUAGUCUUUGGAAAGAAGUAUGGUUCAGGGGGAGCAUAAUGGUCCACACAUUGGCACAUCACAUCCUCUCUUUCACUUGUGUUGAGCCAUAGAUGGUGAUGAAAAUCUUUCUAUUUUGGAUUAUAUAAUUUCAGAAGACUGAAGAGCAAUUAGGCCAUUUGAAUAACUAAACACUGAGACUGGAAAGUCCUAAACUUUUUACUCCCUUUAAAGAGGGGUUUUGUGUCGUUUUAUAAAUCUUGUUAGAUGCGGAAACGGUAUGUCCUAUGAUCAGAGUUUUUGAAUCAGAAUUAUGCCAUUCUUAUA
Daucus carota subsp. sativus is the source of this 1604-nucleotide messenger RNA. RefSeq names its product ADP,ATP carrier protein 1, mitochondrial. The record is from RefSeq and is a predicted model, not a curated record. Bases 174 to 1337 code for a protein of 387 amino acids. Gene Ontology annotation, biological process: mitochondrial ATP transmembrane transport; mitochondrial ADP transmembrane transport. Gene Ontology annotation, molecular function: ATP:ADP antiporter activity. Gene Ontology annotation, cellular component: mitochondrial inner membrane. The transcript is spliced from 4 exons. NCBI's taxonomy places the organism in Eukaryota, Viridiplantae, Streptophyta, Magnoliopsida, Apiales, Apiaceae.